CAGCACUUCUCGCACCGCGCCGGGGAGGAGGCAGCAGCCGCCGCCGCUCGUGGUCGCGCAGUUCGUGCAGCCGCCGUCGGGCCCGCCGCCGCCGCGCCAUGGUACGUAGCACGGCCGCGGGUUCGGGGGGCAGUGCGCGGGGAGCGGCGGGGUAACGGCGGAACCUCGCGGCGCGGGGGUGGCGGGAGGCCGCGGCCCUUCCCGCCCGGCGGCGCUCCCCCCCGCCGCGCUGCGCGGCUCGCCGGGCCUUUUCCUUCUCCUCCCUUCCCCUUUCUCCGGGCCCUGCAGAGCGGGACCCCGGCCUUCAGCGCGGCCGUGCGGCGCCGCCCGCCCUCUCUCCCUCCCGCCUCGCCCUCCCCGCGCUGCCCUCCGGAAGGGCCGGGCGCGGCUCCGCGGGGCUGCGGCGGGAGCCCGGCACAGCUGCACUGCGCAGGGAGCGGGGGGGGCCGGCCGGGGGAGGGCACCGCGCUGCGGCUAUUGCGCCCUCGCACCCCCCCCUCCCCCCCAUCCCCAAAAAGCGCAGCAUCGCCGCCCGCAUUACAUCAUGUCUCCUCCUCUUCCUCCCCAGCCUCCGCGCACCCCCGGCUACGGAGGGGUGGGGGUGGGGGGGGAGUGGGUAGCGCGCCUCGCUCGCGUCCCCGGCCCCGCGAGGGGGCUCGGCGGGAGAGGCGGCGGAGCUCCCCAGCCCCGGGGUUGGCUGCGGGGGGAGGGACGGCCGCGGGGUGGGGAGCGGAGCGGGGCCGCAGUGCUGCAGCGCGGCCGCCGCCUGUUGCGCGAGCGCCGGCCCCGCCGUGGAAACACACAGCCUCCGUGCCGGCACGGCCUCCCCGAAAGAGGAAGGGCCGGGGAAGCGCUCGGGUUUAUUUUUCCCCGCGGCUCCGGUUUCCGCGAGAGCUCGGGCUGCGGCUGAGCUCUAAUCGCUCCGCGGCCAUCUGGGUGUAGCUCGGCGCUGUCUCUCCAUCUCGCCUUCCUGCCGGGCAGCGCUGACAUCACUCGGACACGGGAGGCGGGGGGGGGGCGGAGGGGGUGGGGGGUGCGGCUCCGGCCGAGGCGCGGCGUGCCCGGGAGCCGCCGCCACCGCCCCUGAGCGCGGCGGCAGGAAGGAGCCCCGCGCAACGGGACGCGGAGCGGUGCCGCGGGCCGCAGGUCGUGCCGAGGCGGGGCUCUGCCUCCCGGCCUGCGGGGCGUGCGGCUGUUACGUAAAUGUCCGUGAGCUGUAAAAUCUCGCAUUUGCUGGAAAACUGCAGUGAGAGUGGGAAGCCAAAGUGCGUUUUGGGUGUGUUUUCUGCAGCUGGUUGGUUCCACAAGAUAAUUGGUUUUUAACUGCGAGCGUUUUUGCGGGUUUUAACCACCCAGUACGUGGCGUUGGUUAGUCACCCCGUACAGGCAUUAAAAUGUUACAAAAAGCAGUGAAGCACAGAUGCAGCCCGUUUGAUACUUAAUGCGUACGUUAGGCAUUCAGCCCUGUGCUGUUCCCCUGUGCCUUAACAGACGUACAGCCAGGGAGUUCCCCAUUGCGUUCGGUGCUCUCUGCUGUAGUUACCCAGCUGCUGUACCUGAGAAUAAUGGGGUUUCAAGACAAAAGGGUUACAAGAUGCCUUUCGUAGCCCUAUGCGGUCAUUUAUUGGGCUUUGUACAAGCUCCUCCAAAAAUGGGCUUUAAAGGAGUUGAUACCUUGUGUUCACCAAUACCUGUGUCGGGGUGUGUAAAAUCCUGUUUCAGGUUUGCUUUCUUGUCAGCGAGAAGAGUUAUUUGCCAUUCUUUCUCUAAAGAGCUGCUUAGCUCCCUUAGUGGAAGGGCCGGAGGUGUGGGUGAUGCCCUGCUUGUCCUGAUGGAGCCUUCUGGAAGGAUGUGGUUGGCACGGUUAGGGGCUGCGGCUGUGUUCCUGCCUGCUGAGCCCCUGGGGUGCAGUGCUAGUCUACCCGUGAGCAGAAGGUCACAGGCAGGUGCUUUCCAUCGUGCUGCCUAAAGGGAUGCACGGAAUGGCCUUUAUGAUGGUAGGGGAUGUCUUGCGGUGCUUGGCUGGGUGAAGGAAUUACACAGGGCUUGAGCUGGCACUUUGUUUCUGUUGGAUGGUGAAAAUUUCUGAUGCUGAGCAGCAGUUCCUCCUGUUGCAGCACAGCCCUUUCAGCAAAGCACGCUGCAGGCUCACGCUGGGGCUGUGCUGGGAGGACGGACCUGUGGAGGAUCACUAGGUGGCACACUUGUCAUCAGCCCACCCGCGUGCAAAUGCCCCCUAUGCUUGAUCAGGGCGCCGUGCUUCUGGAAAUGACAUCUGAUGUGAUGUGAAACUCUAAACACAUGUCAUUAAGGAUUUCAUGCCUCUCUGACCAAUUACAAGGAGCCCGCCUGGUGUCCUUCACUUGACCAAAUGGGGUUCUCUGAGCUGAAGGAUGGCAUAUCUGAUUAUUAAUGGGCAGCUCUGAGGCAAAGUGGCUUUCGUGUCUUUGGAAAUGGCUGCGUUGUGUAUAGGCUGACCAGCUGACCGAAGAGCAGAUUGCUGAAUUCAAGGAAGCCUUUUCCCUAUUUGACAAAGAUGGUGAUGGUACUAUCACAACAAAAGAACUGGGAACUGUCAUGAGGUCGCUGGGUCAAAAUCCAACAGAAGCAGAAUUACAGGAUAUGAUCAACGAGGUAGAUGCUGAUGGUAAUGGCACUAUUGACUUUCCUGAAUUUUUAACCAUGAUGGCCAGAAAAAUGAAGGACACAGACAGCGAGGAAGAAAUCCGUGAGGCAUUCCGAGUCUUUGACAAGGAUGGCAAUGGCUAUAUCAGUGCAGCAGAGCUACGUCAUGUUAUGACAAACUUAGGAGAAAAGCUAACAGACGAAGAAGUAGAUGAAAUGAUCAGAGAAGCAGACAUCGAUGGGGAUGGGCAAGUCAACUAUGAAGAAUUCGUACAGAUGAUGACUGCAAAGUGAAGAGACCUCCUUUACACCUUUUUUCCUCUAGAAGAAUCAAAUUGAAUCUUUUACUUACCUCUUGCAAAAAAAGUUCAUUUAUUCAUUCUGUUUCUGUAUAGCAAAACUGAAUGUCAAAAUACCUUCUGUCCACAAACUGCAUGUAAUGGUUGGUGGUCCUGUCCCCAAAAGAUCAAGUUAAACAUCAGUUUUACAAUAUAAUUAAUUGUACUACCUUGAAAAUAAAUAAAUUAAAAAAAAAAAAGGAAGCACUUAGUGAACUCGAAAGUUCCAUUUGCUAAUGACUAUUACACUGUUUGGGCUGGCCAGUUUUUCAUGCAUGCAGCUUGACAAUUGAGCACAGUCAGACAUUUGUAUUAAAAGGAAAAAAAAAACAAAACUCGAAGAUCCACUCUUUUGUUCGACAGUGGAUUCUAGAUCAAUUUGUAGUAUAAAUUGUCAUAGCUGGUUUACUUUAAAAUUGGUUUAUACCUCAGGAUGGUAUACAGCAAAAAUGGUUGAAGGAUACGAAACUUAGAGAAAAUGCCCUAAAGGUUGAAUGGUUCUCCUGUACGUAGCAGUGUGCUCCAAAAAUACGAUGAUCUUAACUAUGGAUGGCAUGUCUGUGUUAAAAAAUAUUGGUUUAACAUUGUCUGCAUUGCACUAUAGUGAAACGGGUGUCGGGCUGUUACCGUUCACAAAAUUUUUAAAAGAAACCUUCACCAAGGGAGCAUCUUUGGACUCUCAUAUUUUUAAAACCUUCUGUACCAUGACUUGGAGCUGGCGGAGUAGCCUGUGGACUUCAGCACAACUAUCAACAUUGCUGUUCAAGAUAUUACAAUUUAUGUCCAUUCCAAGUUGUAAAUGCUAGUCUUUUUUUCCAAUAAAAGACCAUUAACUUAAAGGUGGUGUUAAAUGCUUUGUAAAGCUAAAAUAUAUAUGUAAUUGAGAUGAUAAACCAAAAAAAGCAGUAGGAGGGAAGCGUUUCUAUGAAUGACUUGCUGCUAAAUUAUAAUGCACAUGUAUGCAAUAAGUUAUCCCCUAUCUUUUCAAGAUGGCAAGAACUGACCUCCUGUAACCCAAGACCUUUGCUAUAAAUAAAUGAACUUGUGCUUGCCUUUCAUAUUACGACAAUGUUAAUUUAGUUGGUCUUAAAGUCGUGUAAUGCUGACUCGUCAACUAUCAGCACAGAAGUAACACCUCAUUUCACUAAAGUGGAGAGCUCUCAGCGUGCAUGUCAAUACUGGGGGAAAUAUGGAUAGGUUGCUAUGUUUUUUUUGACAGGUUAUAGAAACCAGUUGGAGCACUAGAACAGCAUGGGCUGCAUAGAGAUCUGUGAUUAUCGAACAUGCCAAAAAUGCGUUUCUCUACCCACAGAAAGAAAAGAAAUGAACGUUUCUCUUACAAUAUGCUUAAAAGAAAUAAGCCUUUUUGGAAACUGGGGCUAUUAUGUCUUGACUAUCUUCUCAAACACUUGCAUGAAUUUUAUGGGGUGGAGAAGAGGACUAGGGUUAAUUUUUAAAAGUCUUGUUACUUCUGCUUUGCAUGCACUAGCAAUGCUUAGUCAUUCCAGGUCUUUGAGUAAGUGUUCUCUGAUCCUUCAGCUUCCCCAUGAAUGAGUGGCAAAGCAGCUGUGCCGGCUCUUCUUUGUUUGAAAAAAGAAUGUUAUUUUUUUUAAUAGCAGAGCCUCCAUGUGGAAGGCUGUUAAUGCUUGGGAGGGAGGGACUACAGCUUCAUUACUUGAUUAAGUUUGUUUCCAAAUGUAACUGGAGUUGCAAAUCUAAAUUGCUUAAUUGCCUUUGGUUUUGGAGAGUGCUGAUACAAUCUUUUGAGAGAUGUGAGUCUCCAUUCAUCCUGUCUAACUGAGGUGCCUGUGUUAAGAACUUGGUUGGUUAGAAAUGCAGCCUCACUCUGGGGGUAAAGGGACACCUCCAAGAGGCAAUUAAAACUGUCUGCCUUCAGUGAUUCUUAGGUUGUUUGGGUUUUUUUUGGUUGUUGGGGGUGGUUCUGGGUGACCAAGUACCCAGAUAACUUAACCAAGUGCCUGAAAGUUAGAUGGGUUGAAUCUAGGCGGUAGCAUAGAUCUCUAGUUGUAAAGGCUAUUGCUAUGGCUGCGUAUGCCGUCAUAACAAACCAGCUGCUGUGAUGAAAAUGCCUGACUACCAUUUGGCAAGUAAAGCCUUGCAUGGCAGCUGUGAACUGCUACUUAGGUAGUGCUUGAGAAGGGCUGCGCUGAUUCUGCAGACUGGCUUUUAAAGAGAAUGUACUGGAGAGGCAGGCAAGGUAGGAGCAACGGUUGCUGCUCUGAGCUAAUUACUUCUGCCUGAGUGUGCAGAGAUCUUGUCUAGUAGGUAAAUACUUCUUACCAUCUAUCUGUCAUUCACUCAUGGUUGGUAGGGUAGUUCAUUUAAGAACAGCUGCUUUUAGCUUAUUCGGUGUGCUCUGUGCUUGCUAGCAGAGACCUCAUUCCUGCAAGAGGUUCUUGGCUUGAUUAGAAAUUGUCUGGCAGCGUGCAGUGUUGGUAUGCCCUGUAACUGAAUCUGCCUGGAGGUAUCUAAUUAACUGACUUCAGUACCACAUCAACCUCGAGUAAAUGUAUCCUCUGUACAGGACUUUAGCUCUGUUCCUUUCUGCAUAGUGAAUAUCUAGAGAAGAAGUGGUGUCAUCAAGGACUUUUUUUUUUGUGUGUGUGUGUGCGUGUGGCUUUGGCUUUUUCCAAAUGUGAAAGUGUGGGCUGGAUACACUUGGUGCAUGGCUUAGAAACAUGGGACUGGAAAGAACUUCCUGGGUCAUCAGAUCCAGUCCCCUGCUAUUGCAGGCAACCGUGUCAUAUAAUCCUUUUAAUAAACUGAUCAAGCUUAACCACCUGCUUGUAAGUGGCUUGUUUUCAUGGAAGUUCUGUAACUCAUGUUGCUCUCAACUGAUGCAAGUAAUAUAUGAAAUAUGAAGUUAAUCAAAAGGUCCUCCAGCUUAGCUUCAGAUUUGUCAUUACACUUAUUUAACUAACCUUCUCAAAACAUGUUUUUCUUUGCACAACACUCAGGAAAGUGUUGAAUCUUUGCACCCCCUUGUUAUGAAUAAGAGUUGGUGUGCUUGCUUAUUUUUUUUAAUGGAAAAGAUGGAUGUCUGGCUUGUUGAAACUUGUUAGAUGUGUUAAUUGUCAAGGCAAGAAACAAUUGAGUUGUAUUUGAUACAUAAAUUUAAGGCUAGAGUAUACAUAACCAUUUUUAAAAUACAUCAACUUGCAGUGUAGUUUUAUAUUUAAUACUGAAAUUGUACUGCUAAAGUUUAAACUGCUGUUAAUCAUAUUCCUCUUCUGAUCAUAAUGAAAAAAUAAAGGGUAAGAAAAUGCUUAACAUA
Messenger RNA from Gallus gallus (chicken), 6258 nucleotides. It is a transcript of the gene CALM1, whose product is annotated as calmodulin 1 (phosphorylase kinase, delta). Gene Ontology annotation, molecular function: calcium ion binding. The coding region runs from base 2578 to 2919 and encodes 113 amino acids. The record is from RefSeq and is a predicted model, not a curated record. The transcript is spliced from 6 exons. Lineage: Eukaryota; Metazoa; Chordata; Aves; Galliformes; Phasianidae.